Mustela erminea (ermine) is the source of this 453-nucleotide messenger RNA. It is a transcript of the gene GCSAML, whose product is annotated as germinal center associated signaling and motility like. The coding region runs from base 1 to 453 and encodes 150 amino acids. Gene Ontology annotation, biological process: regulation of lymphocyte migration; regulation of B cell receptor signaling pathway. The record is from RefSeq and is a predicted model, not a curated record. Lineage: Eukaryota; Metazoa; Chordata; Mammalia; Carnivora; Mustelidae. The transcript has 3 exons.
AUGGGAACCCUUUUAUGUGGCACCAACCCUGAUUUCCAAAUGCAACAGCAUAUCCACAAAAAGAAAAGUGAUGACACCUACAUCAUGAAUCUGAGGAGAACAUGGAAGAGGCUGAUGCUGGCAGCUCAUGCCUAUUUUGCCAUUGAAAACCCAGCUGAUGUCAGUGUCUUAACAUCCAGGAAUACUGGUAAAGAUGUUUCAUCUACUUCUAAUCAGGAAAAUGAGAAUGGUUCUGAGGAACUGUGCUACUCCAUCAUUAGUCACAGAUCUUGUCGGAGGCCCUCCCUGAGCGCCAAUGAUGAUGGUUAUGAGAAUAUUGACUCUACCACAAAAAGAGUGAAACCAUUUAGAAAUGGGUCAGAAACAGAAUAUGCCCUUGUUAAGAUGACUUGUGUUAUUAGGCCUUCUUCCUGUACCCUCGAACAUGAUUAUGAACUUGUGCUUCCCCACUAG